Molecule: messenger RNA, 1789 nt
Organism: Morus notabilis
Lineage: Eukaryota; Viridiplantae; Streptophyta; Magnoliopsida; Rosales; Moraceae
Product: formate--tetrahydrofolate ligase
Exons: 3
Coding region: 46-1554 (502 amino acids)
Molecular function (GO): formate-tetrahydrofolate ligase activity; ATP binding
Source: RefSeq, a predicted model, not a curated record
AUCAAAGGAGGCGCAGCAGGAGGGGGUUACAGUCAAGUGAUCCCUAUGGAUGAGUUCAAUCUUCAUCUCACGGGAGACAUCCACGCAAUAACAGCCGCCAACAAUCUCUUGGCUGCAGCCAUUGAUACUCGAAUUUUCCAUGAGUCGACCCAAUCAGACAAGACUCUCUUGAAUCGGUUAUGCCCACCAAACAAAGAAGGGAAGCGCAGCUUUAGUGACAUCAUGUUUAGACGUUUGAAUAAGCUUGGUAUCUCCAAGACAAGGCCAGAGGAUCUUACACCUCAAGAAGUCAAAAAGUUUGCUAGGCUAGAUAUUGACCCAAGUUCAAUCACAUGGAGAAGAGUAAUGGAUGUAAACGAUCGGUUCUUGAGGAAGAUUUCUAUUGGGCAGGGCCCCGAAGAGAAAGGAACGGUGAGAGAAACAGGAUUUGAUAUUUCAGUUGCCAGUGAAAUAAUGGCAGUUUUGGCCCUUACAACAUCUUUAGCCGAUAUGCGGGAGAGGCUUGGAAAAAUGGUUAUUGGUAACAGCAAGGCUGGUGACCCUAUAACUGCGGAUGAUCUUGGUGUUGGAGGUGCUUUAACCGUUCUGAUGAAGGACGCCAUUAAUCCUACUCUAAUGCAGACUCUUGAAGGGACACCAGUUCUUGUUCAUGCUGGCCCUUUCGCCAAUAUUGCUCAUGGCAAUUCCUCAAUUGUGGCUGACAAGAUUGCACUGAAACUGGUUGGACCAGGUGGAUUUGUAGUCACUGAAGCAGGCUUUGGUGCUGAUAUUGGUACUGAAAAGUUCAUGAACAUAAAAUGCCGAUAUAGCGGUUUAACACCCCAGUGUGCAGUUAUUGUGGCAACAAUACGGGCCUUAAAAAUGCACGGGGGUGGUCCAGAAGUUGUUGCUGGAAAGCCUCUGGACCGUGCCUACUUGACUGAGAAUGUAGCUUUAGUUGAAGCGGGCUGUGUGAAUUUGGCCAGGCAUAUUGCAAACACAAAAGCUUAUGGAGUGAAUGUUGUUGUUGCUGUGAACAAGUUCUCAACUGACACCGAAGCAGAACUUAAUGCAGUCAGAAAUGCAGCAUUAGCAGCUGGAGCAUAUGAUGCUGUUAUUUGUACUCAUCAUGCUUAUGGUGGAAGAGGAGCGGUUGACCUUGGGGUUGCUGUUCAAAAGGGUUGUGAAGAUGUUGCACAACCAUUGAAGUUUUUAUAUCCUUUAGAUAUUAGUAUUAAAGAGAAGAUAGAGGCCAUAGCAAGGUCAUAUGGUGCUAGUGGAGUCGAAUACUCGGAACAGGCAGAGAAACAGAUUGAGAUGUACAGCAGGCAAGGGUUUUCAGGGUUACCUAUUUGCAUGGCAAAGACUCAAUAUUCAUUUUCACACAAUGCUGGUGAGAAGGGAGCCCCUAGCGGAUUCGCCUUACCAAUAAGGGAUGUGAGGGCUAGUAUUGGUGCAGGAUUCAUAUACCCUUUGGUUGGAUCAAUGAGUACUAUGCCGGGACUUCCGACAAGGCCGUGUUUCUAUGACAUUGACCUCGACACCACUACUGGAAAGGUUAUUGGUCUCUCUUGAAGGUCUCUGUAUUCGCCCUGUUCAGGCGCUUACUGUGGCAGCCGGUGGCCAAACUUAGGCUGACUUUCAGUACCCAGUAGUUAUGAUGCUUUUCUUUGAAAUUGUACUCUGCUCUUACGUACCCUGCAGCUUCCUGUGUAAUUGAUCUUGUGCAACCAAAUAAUGAAUUCUAAAAAUAAAAAAGAGUAUGUUUUAAGUUUGAAUGCCAUGAAUGAGAAGCCCAAGUUCACAAUUA